UGCAACUCUUUCGCGCUUUGAGUAAAAAAAAUAAAAAAACGUGAACGCCUCACACUGCAGGUUCGUUGAGUUGUUCGCAAAAAAAGUAAACGCAUGCGGCUCGGACGAGAUGAAUUUAGUCUCCCCCCUCCCUCACCCAUACUCUUAAAAAAAAACAAACGGAAGCGAUAUUAGGAGGCAAAAUGUUGCUGUUCGCUGUUUGCAGUUUUUACGACGGACAGCAGUCGCUUUGCGUCUUAUGUAACUCGGCCUGAGCGGCGUCGGGGAGGAAAGAGGGAUCUGCUGCUGCUGAAUGAGAGAGGAGGAGGAAAAAAAAAGAAGAGAGAGCAGCACCGCUUUUGAAUUCACAUGGCAAUUCACAUUUAGGUUAGGACACCCACCAACGCCACGCUAAUACAAAUUGGGAGUGCAGGGGAGGGGGGGUGCGCUGCUACCGGGAACAGCUACCGCUUUGAUUUAGUUUGAAGCCAAACAACAAGAAGGGGACGUGGAGUGACUCUGUCGCCUCGGAAGAAGUUUUGAGGAGACAGCUGUAAUUCAGGACCUAAAUCAGAGCUGACACAAUAAAAGAAGAGCGUGACCCGGCCUACGGUUUCUUAUACGGACCCAACGACUCGCAUGGCAAAGCGAGCUGCGACAGCCCCGGACUGAAGGCAGCUGGUGUCGGCGGCAGACUUUUUGUAAACACGAAGUGAACGAGCUGAACGUUUACUGCUGAUGUUCACGGACCUGUGUGGAGCGGCGUGGACCUGAAGGAAUGGAGGAGUACUAGUUUGGGUCUGACGCCUGCUUCCUGUUUUCCAUCCCUUUGUUGUGGAGUACAGCGGGACGGCAGUGGAACUGCGGGAGUGAAUAAAUCUGGCUAAUCAGAGUUGAUGCUAAAGCCGGGAGUGAGCCAUCAUGUUUUUAUAACCCGAUGAUCAACAGAGAGAUGGUAAGGAAGAAGAAUCCCCCCAUCCGGAGUGUUGGAGGUGAAGAAGAGGAGGAAGAAGAGGGGAAGAAGCCGACGGGAGAGGAAGAAGAGGAAGGAGAGGAGGAGGAGAGAGUGGGAGCCGAGGCCGACCGAAUCAACCGACCCUCCGAGCCGGAAUCCUCCGAACGAAUCCGAGGGGAUGAGGAUGAGGAGGAGGAGGAGGAAGAGAGUGAGUGCAUCCCCUCGUUCGUCUCCCCUUCCUCCGAGUGCGGCGGUGUUGAGGAGCGAGCGGGGAGGACCGGAGGGGCGCGGGCUAAACGGGCCGGAGCGAUGUCGGCCGAGGGGCUCGAGAGCCAGUUGGAGCCGGACGACGGGGAGGAUGGGGAGCGGAGCUGCGGGGACGGAGGGAAUUGCCUCACCCCUCCCCUCGCCACGACCCCCCAGCUUCUUCCCAGACAGGAAGGAAGGGAGGGGCUGGCGAACGACACCCCUCCGCUGUCAUUCAGCCCCUCGCCCAAACUCCAGGACUUCAAGUGCAACGUGUGCGGUUACGGUUACUACGGCAAUGACCCCGCUGACCUGGUGAAGCACUUUAGGAAGUAUCACCUGGGUCUGCACAACCGCACACGGCAGGAUGCAGCUCUCGACACACAGAUCCUGGCCCUCCAUAACAUGGCCCCCCAACUCACAAACUUAGACAUACAGACGGGACAGGGACAGAGGAGUCAAACCAAAGACUUUGGGAAGACGAGGGCCGAUGCACAGACUCAGCAGCAAAGGAUGGUCAUGAUGAACGGCACAUACGAUGUUCAGGUGACGCUGGGUGGCACGCUAAUAGGCAUCGGCCGCAAAACCUCUGAUUGCCAAGGGAACACUAAAUACUUCCGCUGCAAGUUCUGCAACUUCACAUACAUGGGCAGCAACUCCUUGGAACUUGAACAACAUUUCUUGUCCUCACAUCCCAACAAAGUCAAAAGUCCACCGACCACCCCACUGCUGGCCGUCAACAACCUGGCGACGGCGCAUGACAACCAGUUUAAGGGGAGGAGUCAGAUCGCGGACGGGGCGGAGCGAGUGGCGAUUCGAGCCGAGGACGACUCCUUGGUCGGGUACUUCAUCCCAGUCAGGGGGUGCUCGGACUCACCGGGCUGGGCGGGGGAAGCGGGCCGAGGCGCGGCGGGGGGUUACUAUUUGUGUAAGUUUUGUAGCUGGAGUUGUGAGUGGUCCGGGGGCUCGGUGAAGCUUUUGGAGCACUACGAACAAAGACACAGAGUGGGCGCAGGGGAAGCUAUAAGCCCCAAAAACUUGACUCUUGUUAGAAUGGACAGAGAGAGGGAAAAAGGGGGAAGAAAAGAUGGAAGCGAUAACAUGGCAUCCAAAGGACGUAAAGAUCAGCUGUCCAGUCCUUUCACCACCAGCCAAGGAGACUCAAACAGCAGCGACUCUGAAGCAGUCGUGACCAGCUAUAACUGUCAGUUGUGUGAUUUCCGUUACUCGAUGGCGCACAGCGCGGAUGUGAUCAUCGUGGCUCCGUUGCUGCUGCACUACCAGCACAACCACUCCAUCCACCGCUGCUGCAUCCAGCACUGCGCGUACUGUCCUCAGGGGCUCUGCCAGCCACAGAAACACCUGGGGGAGGUGUCCCACCCGUUUGCUUGUCGGAGGUCUACCUGUCCUAAAUGCUGCUCAAAGUUCCCUCAGCUCGCCAAACAGCAGGAUGCCAUCAGUUCCAAACCCGCCGCCUCCACCUCACCGUGCGCCACCCCUCCUAACCCAAGAGGUGACCCUGGUGUGAUUUCUGCUUCAACCUUUCACCCCUCUAACCCAGCACAUCCUGUUGUCACGCAAGGAGUCACCCAUUUGUGCGACCAGUGUGCGUUCGCCACCGCCGACAUCGAUGUGUUGCUGCAACACUACGAAAGCUGUCAUACCCUGAUCAACCUAAAGGGGGCGACCCCACAGGUCAAGUCUGAGGAGGAAGGUGGGGGAGACAAGGACGGCGGGAGAGGAGGAGCGGGAGAGAGGCAGCACUCCUGCACUAAGUGUAACUUUAUCACCGAAGUGGAGGAAGAGCUUUUUAGACACUACAGGCGUGUCCACGCAUGUUGCCGUUGUCGACGCUGCGACUUCACGGCGCCCGAUUCGUCGGCCCUCCUCGAUCAUUUCAAUUCCGCCCACUGUCACGAGUCGUCUCCUGCCUUAGGGUCCCUGCCCACCUCGCUGACACCUUCACUAACUCUGUCUGCCAAUGGCUGCUCAGCUCCCUCCACCUUAGCCAUUAAAGAAGAGAGCAAAGGGGACUUUCGCCUCCUCUACUCCCUCGCCCCACCUGAGGGACGCUUGGCAGAAGGAGGCAGGGAGGAGGCAGGCGGGGUGGUGAAAAGCGAGGGAGCUGAGGAGAAAGAGCGGGAGAAGGGCUGGGUUCUCGGGGAGACGCGAGGACCGGGUGAAAGAGGAGGCGAGCAGGCCCACGGUUUACUCUGGGUGCCUAAGGAGCGAAUGGGACCCGAACGAGGGGUGGAAAGAGGAGCAGGGGGCGGAAGCCCCUCUCUAUUCCCUUCCCCGCUCCCGUUGUCUUUCGUUGCAGCCAAUCACGAGGCCUCGCAGCAGAAAAGAGGGGUGGCUUCACCUAGCAUGGUUUACCUGGGAGACACCAAGCCGUUUUUGGGAGAUACCAAGUUGUUUUUGGGAGACGCCAAGCUGUACGGAGGAGGGCGAGCAGGGGGGGCUGCCACAGGAACAGGAGGAGGGGAGAAGCAGAGCCAGAUUCACCCUCAACAGUUCGCAGGUGGAGGUGGAGGGAGUGGAGGAACACAGGAGGGGAAGGGAGGAGCCACAAAAGAGGAGUCCCAAUCCCUGCUGAGGCGGCGCAGAGGUAGUGGGGUUUUCUGUGCAAACUGCCUGACCACCAAGACAUCACUGUGGAGGAAAAACGCUAACGGGGGCUACGUCUGCAACGCGUGUGGUUUAUACCAAAAACUACAUUCAGUAAGUCAUUAACACACAAAACUAUAGGGUGUCUUUGCAAUAUCGACUUCCUUAGACAAACUACAAAAACACAUUUGCACAUGAAAGUUUUCGCUCUGAUAAAAUCAGCGAAGAAAUCCCCGAGACUCUGCUGCAGAACAGAACAGGGAGAAAAACAUAGUUAUCCCGUAUGCUGCUGAAAAACAGGAGGAUUUUCUCCAAACACAAGAUCCCGGUUUAUUUUAAACCCAACAGGACCCUCAAACAGUGGCCGGUCCAUCCCAAGGACAGAACCCCUAAAGCCAAGAUGAGUGGUGGGGUGCGUGCUGUUCAGUGCACUGAGGAAUGCUCACACCUCUAUAUAAGCAGCCUCUCCAGAGACACAUGACUCAGCACAGGAGAGCAGGUCUUCAGGACAAGACUCAGCUUUCCACCUACAUCUUAGGAUAAGGGACACUCUUUUGAAGACUAAAAUGUUGAAACUUGAUAUCAUAAGCAAGAGCUGAAUAUGUUAGAUUAUUAAUCUUGUUUGGCUGUAUUUUUUUCUUAUUUCAAGAAGUUUUACCAAGGC
Austrofundulus limnaeus is the source of this 4451-nucleotide messenger RNA. Its product is annotated as zinc finger transcription factor Trps1. The coding region runs from base 917 to 3913 and encodes 998 amino acids. The record is from RefSeq and is a predicted model, not a curated record. Gene Ontology annotation, cellular component: nucleus. Gene Ontology annotation, biological process: regulation of transcription by RNA polymerase II. Gene Ontology annotation, molecular function: zinc ion binding; DNA-binding transcription factor activity; RNA polymerase II transcription regulatory region sequence-specific DNA binding. The transcript has 10 exons. Lineage: Eukaryota; Metazoa; Chordata; Actinopteri; Cyprinodontiformes; Rivulidae.